This is a messenger RNA of Melampsora larici-populina 98AG31, 435 nucleotides long. RefSeq lists its product as uncharacterized. NCBI's taxonomy places the organism in Eukaryota, Fungi, Basidiomycota, Pucciniomycetes, Pucciniales, Melampsoraceae. The transcript is spliced from 4 exons. The record is from RefSeq and is a predicted model, not a curated record. Bases 1 to 435 code for a protein of 144 amino acids.
AUGCGAAGCAUGAUCGACCAUAUGCCAGAAGCCGGACUUACGCUGGGAGAGCAGAUCCUAUUUCCUGGACAAGCUCUUCCAACGUCUGAAAGUCACAGGCUCAGCCAAAACAAGGUCGCCCGGAUCAAUCCCGCGACCAGCUCUCGUGAGCUUCGAGUCAAAUGGGCAGUAGUCAGCUCGCUAAUGAUGAUUCAUAUCAACAGAUAUCUCAUCGAACCGCUCCCUCCACAGCGGGCAGAGGACCCUCAUAGAGGACAUCCCCCACCAGUAUGCUCUUUCCAGUGGAAAUCGCAUCUGCAGUGCAUAAUAACUGACGCUCUACCUACACGUGUAGGUAAAACUUGUUCUAUUUAUGCUCUUGCAAAUGAAAUUGGUUGGGAUGUAUUUGAAUUGAAUUCAGGAGUUUUAAGAAAACGGAAAGAAAUUGAUAGGUAA